Messenger RNA from Aspergillus steynii IBT 23096, 1660 nucleotides. Its product is annotated as Hsp70 family protein. The record is from RefSeq and is a predicted model, not a curated record. The transcript has 8 exons. Lineage: Eukaryota; Fungi; Ascomycota; Eurotiomycetes; Eurotiales; Aspergillaceae. The coding region runs from base 370 to 1599 and encodes 409 amino acids.
UUUCUUCGCAGACGUAUCUGUCCGUCCAGUUUUUUAUGUCACUGCUGAGUUGACCAUAGUUGCGGGUGACCAUAUCUGGAUGGGGAUUGUAUCCGACUCGACUGAUUGACAUGCGGUUGCAAUGGCUCUUAUAGGUUUCGUACUCUUCAGCGGUCAGGUGUACCGAGGGCUUUCUGGACAACUGACUGCCAUCAACUGCUUUUGUCUCAGAGGGUGGAUCAGAUGGAACUUCAUCCUUUGGGGACUGAGCAAUGCGCCGUUUCUAUAUGAGGACCAGACGUGAGUAGGGUGGUAGAUGAGCGAGGAGGGAACUGACAACCUUUGCUUUACUCUUCUGGCCUCGUGUGUUCACCAUGAUGCUCAGAGUUGAUGAAGAUGGGAUGUGAGUAUGAUCAUAAAUGUGGGAAGGAAAGAGAUGGGGAGAAACAAAGAGGAAGAGGGGGAUUGCCUCUCAUCCCCAUGACUUGGUCUUUGUCUUGUCUCUCAGCCUACAAACACCAAUCACAACCAUCACAACAGCAAACGACAACUACAACUACAACCCCAACCAGCUCAAGUCUAGUCGUUGGAAUUGAUUUUGGAGCCAGCAAGACAGUGGUCUCCUACCGACAGUCUGGCGAACGUACCAUAUACCCCCGCCCUUUUUGCCUCCAUGGAAGCUCUAUGAUCCCAACGGCGAUUGCAUACACCUCAAAAAAGCCAUACGCUAUUGGCCAGCUUGCCCAAAAGGAUCCGAACUGUGUCUAUUGGCUCAAACAUAUAUUGCAUGAAUCAUGUAUUGUGGAUGAGCCCGAUGACACAAUGAUCCAGGGUCUCGUCAAGCAGGCACGGGAACGACUACCUACGAAGCAGCAAGAAACCCCGUAUCUAGUCGUGGUAGACUUCCUAGGUAUGCUGCUACAGUACUUCCGGGCUGAAUUGGAAGAUUUUCCUCAUCUCAAGAACCUACCACGAGUCUACACUUUUACAAUUCCGGCUACCUGGUCAGAAAAUACCCGCAUGACGAUGAAGAAGGUGGCUCAUCUAGCAGGCUUUGGUCAUCAGAAUGCCAAAGUCUGCUUUAUCACCGAAGCUGAGGCUGUUGCAGUCUACGCAGCCAAUGAAAUAGGAUCUGACAUGGGUCAGUUCAGCCUGGAAAAUGAAGGGGCAAUUGUUUGCGAUUGCGGCGGAAGUACGAUAGACUUGACGGCCUUUCAUGUCGAACAGACAAACCCUUCCUUUGAGUACCAGAGGCUAACAGCAUAUACCAGUAAAGCCUGGGGGGCAGUUCAGCUUCAGUGUUUAGCCUAUCAUAGAGUGCUGCAGCGUCAAACAAAUCGCAGCUCGAGAAGAGAGGGUCUUCGGUUUAUUGAUGUCCCCUUCACCCAAUGGGCCCCGGGGGCUUUCCCGUAUGGUCCUAUAUCUCUGAUGGACCCGGGUCGCGUAGGCAUCCCCCUAGCAGUAGCCAACGAGGUUUACAAGGAACUUGUCACAAAGAUUGUCGGCUACAUAAAACAGCAAAUCGAUUGCGCGAGCGUUUAUGUCGGCGGCGACUUGAUUAAAAAAGUACUUCUAGUUGGGGGUCUAACCCAGUCUCCCGAAUUUUCGGACAUAAUCUGAAACACCCUCGAACGAGAUCUCAACGUCAAGGUCUAUCAGCCGAGUGAUCCGGACCAUCGAG